Messenger RNA from Peniophora sp. CBMAI 1063, 981 nucleotides. The record is from the annotation of a GenBank genome assembly. NCBI's taxonomy places the organism in Eukaryota, Fungi, Basidiomycota, Agaricomycetes, Russulales, Peniophoraceae.
AUGGUUCCCUUGGUACUUGAAGACGUUACUCUUGCUCCUGGCGCCAAAAGAGAUCCUGCUUUGCCUAUCUUGAAGAAACUUGCCGCCGAUCAGGUUCAUCCUCUUCGAGUUCAUUGUUUCGCUUCUUCUGGGAAAGAUACGCCUCCUGUCGUUAAGGAGCUUCCAUCGAACUCUAGCACAUAUGUAUACGGGUUUGAGGGCGACUUCGACGCAGCGAAGAGAAGGCAUACCGGGUCGAAGAAGUAUCGGUUUAGCAAACCAUUUGCAAGUGGAUUGCUGGAUGCUGGCUUUGUUCAGCUCAUGCCAGGAGACGCCGUAUUUGCUCGGCCACCUGGUGGCUCGGAGGAUGGGACGGAUGAUGUACUUCAAGUUGUAGUUCUCUCCGCAUCUAACCUGUACUCGGAAGAUCUCGGCAAUAAUCUUCGCUCUGCGCGGGACGAGAUUCUUGGUCCAUUAGAUGAGAUGGGGCCAGAUGUCCCCAAGGACGGCCAAGGCGGCACGGCUGCAGAGCGCUCUGGAUAUUUCAAGCCAAUCCGUGGUGCCCGUGCCUACGGAAUAUUGUCAACAGCUCAGGCGGCCUCGGGUAAUACAUUUGGGCCUGGGCAGUUUAUGAAGGUAUCUCCCGAAGACCACGAUAGUGAUGGUGUGCGCAUACGCACACACACUCUGAAGGCAGUUGUGCAUGCAGCCGUUGCAGCGUCUAAGUAUCUUCCUCUGGAGUAUCAGCAAGUAUUCCAAAAGCAGUCUGAUCUUGUCAACGCUCCUCGGUUUGUGUCGGACGACAAUUACCACUUCAGUUCUGUUCAAGUCAAUCUGGCACGCCCGGUAGAGUUCGGAACUGCCAGUACUCAAUUGAAGGAUCUGGGAGCAUUUGGAGAGCCGCACAUAGACGACCAUGAUCUUGCAGAGGGGUUUACGGUCAUGUCAGUCUGUUCAAACUUUCAGGCUGAUAUAGAUCCCGGUGAUUACGAAGUCUACUAA